Messenger RNA from Momordica charantia (bitter melon), 2026 nucleotides. RefSeq names its product putative mitochondrial adenine nucleotide transporter BTL3. The record is from RefSeq and is a predicted model, not a curated record. Gene Ontology annotation, biological process: transmembrane transport. NCBI's taxonomy places the organism in Eukaryota, Viridiplantae, Streptophyta, Magnoliopsida, Cucurbitales, Cucurbitaceae.
AUUGAGCCGCUCGAGAAAUGGAUUAAGUUGGUUUUCUAGGUAUCAUUUGGCGCGGUGUGGAAAGUAGAACUGCAAAAAUUGAGCUCUGAGUAUCGAAUCUCUCAAAUUCCCAUGUCUUACAAAUUCUCCACAAUCUCGCCAUUCUCAAUCCACGCUUCUUCCUUCUUCCGCUGUUAAAAUGCCGCGACCUGAGCUUCAUUCUUGCAGCUCCCACUUUCAAGAACCAUCUCAUCCUCACACUUUCUCUUGCCGUAGUACGAAUUUGAGCUUCUUCGUCAGCGGCGGCUUGUUUCCUGACCCUGCACUUCAAUCUUCCUUCGUCAAUUCAAUUUGGCCGAAGAAUUCUUCGACUCAAGAUUCCGGUUCUGGUUCUGGUUCGGCUUCGUUUUGCCAUCAAGAACCUGCGUUUUUUGGGGUUUUGCGGUGGCGGAAGAACCCUCGCAUUGCUCACUGCGGGUUCUUGUCUGUGAGUUUGAGAGGCGAUAGUUUUGUUCGGGAACAGAAGGUGCAUGUUGAUGGAUAUGAGAACUGUAAGAAGGCGGGAAAAUGCGAGGGAGCAAUUGCGACUCUCGAGAACGAUAAACGAGAGAAGCAUACGAUACGGAAAAGAGGCGCUAUGAACACUACGAAACACCUCUGGUCUGGUGCGAUUGCCGCCAUGGUUUCCAGAACUUUUGUUGCGCCACUUGAGAGGCUAAAGUUGGAAUAUAUAGUUCGUGGUGAGCAGAGAAAUCUUUUUGACCUCAUCAAGAAAAUUGCAGCUUCUCAAGGCUUGAAAGGGUUUUGGAAGGGGAACUUUGUCAAUAUUCUUCGAACAGCUCCUUUUAAAGCAGUGAACUUUUAUGCUUAUGAUACUUACAGAAAACAACUGCUUAAAUUUUCUGGACGUGAGAAUACUUCAAAUUUUGAGAGAUUUGUUGCUGGUGCUGCAGCAGGCAUUACUGCCACUGUACUCUGCCUACCCCUUGAUACAAUCCGAACAAAGAUAGUGGCGCCUGGUGGGGAAGCUUUAGGUGGUGUUAUUGGUGCUUUCCGCCACAUGAUCCUAACUGAAGGGUUCUUUUCUCUUUACAAGGGCUUACUACCCUCCAUUUUAAGUAUGGCGCCUUCUGGUGCAGUCUUCUAUACUGUAUAUGAUAUGCUAAAAACUGCUUAUCUGCACUCACCGGAAGGAAGGAAAAGAAUUCAGAACAUGAAGGAACAUGGGCAGGAAUUGAAUGCUCUAGAUCAGUUGGAGCUAGGACCAAUUAGGACUUUACUUUAUGGUGCUAUAUCUGGUGCUUGUGCUGAAGCUGUGACAUACCCAUUUGAAGUAAUCAGGAGGCAGCUUCAAAUGCAAGUUCAGGCAACUAGAAUGAGUGCCUUUGCAACCUGUUCUAAGAUAGUUCAGCAAGGAGGAAUACAGGCUUUAUAUGCAGGACUUCUUCCCAGCUUGUUGCAGGUACUUCCUUCAGCAGCCAUAAGUUUUUUCGUUUAUGAGUUUAUGAAGAUUGUCCUUAAAGUGGAAUGAAUGACGACAACGGAAUGUAUGGAGGUGCCUGAUCAGUUGGCCCAACAUAGUUCACAGUUAAGCAUCAGAAAUACCCUUGAACUAUAACCACAUUAUGGUAAUCAGUGAUUGCUGUUUGUUUCCCCUGUUUAUUCUUUCACUUUAAGAAGUACAGUAGAUUCCUCAAAUUCAAUGUCCUAAAAUUCAUUUUUUUUUUCCUUUUUUUGUAUCCUUGAACUUUGUUCUUGAUCAUAGGGCAUAUCCAUCACUGCCAAAUUUUGACUGCAACAGGAGCUUCUUUUUGAAAAGAAUGUUCCACACAAACCCAAUUCUCAAACUAAUUCAAAUAUACCAUUCUCUGUAUUUAAAGGUUUGUCGCCAACCGGAUAUACCCAUGGCCAUCAUUCAUGCAAAUUUUCAAUUGUCAAUGUAACAAAAACAUGUACUUGUAGAAUAAUGCAAUGAUAUGUACUUAUCAUGAAGAUUUGGAUUCAAAGAAAAUCAUUUGUUUAUGUCAAUCUAAAAUGUUAGUCCUGA